Sipha flava (yellow sugarcane aphid) is the source of this 693-nucleotide messenger RNA. RefSeq lists its product as uncharacterized. The record is from RefSeq and is a predicted model, not a curated record. The coding region runs from base 1 to 648 and encodes 215 amino acids. Lineage: Eukaryota; Metazoa; Arthropoda; Insecta; Hemiptera; Aphididae. The transcript has 2 exons.
AUGUCAUCGUCCGUUUGGGGCAGAAAAAUAUGCAAAACUCGCUGGAAUAGCAUUAGGGAUAACUAUCGAAAAUCUAUUAAAAAAACAACAAAUGGUCAAGCAUUUAAAAAAAUUAAAAAAUAUAAAUAUGAUGAUCAGCUUCAGUUUUUAAAGCCUCAUUUACAAGAGAGGGAUACUUUAGGAAAUUUAAAAUAUGUGAAUAACGAUGAUUUAGAGAAUUCUAGUAAUGACAGUGAGGACGAUGUGGAAAAUGUUAGCACAGUUCAAAAUAUUGAAAUUAAUAUUAGUGGCAAUACAGAUGGUGAAGAUCAAUUACCAAAAACUCCAGAAUAUCAAUCUGCAGUUCGCAAAUGUACAAAAAAACGUACAACCAAAACUCCGGAAUCGGCUUCGAGUACUUUAAUGAAGUAUAUAAUGCAAAAAAGAGAAAAUGAUAUAGCUAAUACUAUACAAACCCAUUCUGUUGAUGCUUUUUUAGCAGGCCUUUCACCCACACUCAAAUCAUUUACGCCAUACUAUUUAAACAUAGUGAAAUCAAAAAUUUUUUAUAUAGUUCAAGAAUAUGAAAUGCAAAUGAUUGUAGACCAAGAAAAGAAAAAAACAACUUUUAUGACACCAUAUCCCACACAAUUGCUACGCCCCGUUUAGUGCGACGUCACUCCCUUUCGCGACAACAUACGUCCUUCGUCGCAC